Fragaria vesca subsp. vesca is the source of this 1784-nucleotide messenger RNA. RefSeq names its product isoflavone 2'-hydroxylase-like. Gene Ontology annotation, molecular function: heme binding; iron ion binding; monooxygenase activity. Lineage: Eukaryota; Viridiplantae; Streptophyta; Magnoliopsida; Rosales; Rosaceae. The record is from RefSeq and is a predicted model, not a curated record. The coding region runs from base 19 to 1572 and encodes 517 amino acids. The transcript is spliced from 2 exons.
CCAAUAAUCACUUUAGUCAUGGAAGAAUCUCUCUGGUUAUUCACCAUCUUAGCUUUCUUCUUCAUUAUGUUGGUCUGCAACUUCAUCACACACAAGUAUGGACCAAGUAACCCUAAAAAAAUACUCCCACCGAGCCCACCUUCGAUCCCUAUCAUAGGCCAUCUCCACUUGAUCAGAAACAGGAAAGAACCUCUUCACCGGACUUUGCACAAACUCUCUCAAAAGUACGGCCCCGUGCUGUUUCUCCGGUUAGGAUAUCGCAAUCUGCUCGUAGUCUCCUCACCCUCUGCGGUCGAAGAAUGCUUCACCAAAAACGACGUCGUCUUCGCAAACCGUCCACGGAUGCUUGCCGGGAAGCACCUGAACUACAACUACAAGUCUAUGAUAUGGGCUCCUUAUGGCGAUCAUUGGCGCACCCUACGACGCCUCACCACAAUGGAACUCUUCACGACGAAGCAGCUCAGCAUGCUAGUGGAACUUCGGAAGGAGGAGGUUCGUGUUUUGCUGAAGCAGCUGGUUAAAGACUGCGGUACCAACGGUUGGGCCAAGGUGGAGUUGAGAGACAGACUCAAGAAGCUCAGUUUUAACGUCAUGAUGCAAAUGAUAGCGGGGAAGAGGUAUUACACUGAAGAUGAGGCGGACCAGGAAGCGAGGCGGUUUAGGGAGAUGAUAAAGGAGUUGAAGCAGAUUCAUGGGUCUUUCUCAAAUCUUAAUGACUUUUUCCCGGUUCUUCAGUUGGUGGAUUUUCAAGGGGUGGAGAAGAGGAUGAUGGAGUUGAUGAAGAAGAUGGAUGGAUUUUAUCAAAGCUUGAUCGACGAGCAAAGGAGGAUGCGGAGUGAUGGGGCUUGUAGUGAAGGAAAGCCUACGCUGAUUGAUAUAAUGCUCUCUUUGCAACAGCUACAUCCUGAGUUCUAUACUGACGAAACCAUGAAAGCUGUUAUAACAUCAAUACUACGUGGCGGGACUGAAUCAGCAGCAACGGCCGUUGAAUUUGCAAUGGCACUUCUUCUCAACCAUCCAAACGAAAUGGAAAAGGCUCGAGCUGAAAUCGAAGCCAAUGUUGGACAAGAACGACUAUUGGAUGAAGCAGAUUUGCCCAAGCUAGAAUACCUACAGAAAAUAUACACAGAGUCCACAAGGUUGUUUCCAGUUGCUCAACUUCUCGUGCCACACGAAUCAUCGGAGGAAUGCACAGUCAGUGGUUUCCAUGUCCCCCGUGGCACGCAGUUAUUGGUGAACGCUUGGAGCAUUCAUAGAGAUCCAGACCUGUGGGAGAAUCCAACCAAAUUCAUGCCGGAGCGAUUUGAAAGCGGAAAGAUCAGUGGUUUUGAAGGAUAUAAGAUGAUUCCUUUUGGCGCUGGGAGACGAGGUUGUCCUGGAGCUCCGCUAGGAAAAAGAUUGAUGGGGAUGCUUUUGGGAGCCUUGAUUCAAUGCUUUGAAUGGGAGAAGAUAGACGGGAAAGAGAUUGAUAUGACAGAAGGAUUAUACCAGUCCUUGUCUAAAGCUGAGCACUUGAAGGCACUCUGCAAACCACGCCAUGAUGCACGCGGUAUUCUGGUGACGAUGGGGUAACAAUCUCCGGCCUAUUUGAAUCACAUCUCAUAUACACAUAUACAUAGCAACUGUCUGAUGAGCAUAUCAUUAUCUUAUUAGCUCGCUAAAACAUAAUAACAAACUUGUUAUAUAUGACAGUUAUAGAUUACGUAUGGUAUAAAUCUCAUAUGUAUUCUAACGAACUUGUUAUAUACUUAUAUAUGACAAUUAUAGACUACGUACGGUAUAAA